Molecule: messenger RNA, 605 nt
Organism: Dalotia coriaria
Lineage: Eukaryota; Metazoa; Arthropoda; Insecta; Coleoptera; Staphylinidae
Product: mitochondrial import inner membrane translocase subunit TIM14
Exons: 3
Coding region: 138-497 (119 amino acids)
Biological process (GO): protein import into mitochondrial matrix
Cellular component (GO): PAM complex, Tim23 associated import motor
Molecular function (GO): ATPase activator activity
Source: RefSeq, a predicted model, not a curated record
ACCUUAUUUAUGUUAGAUUUUGACAUUUUAUUAACAAGGUCAUAUUUCAGCGCAACACGCGUUUAAAUGUCAUCGAAAAUUCUAGUCUAGCUGUUUGAAAUCACAUAAGUUUACGUAUUUUUUUACCAAUUGUGAAAAUGUCAGCUGGAUUGAUAGUAACAGGCCUAGGCUUGGCUGCAGUGGGCUUUGCGGGCAGGUACAUUGUGCGACAAAUGCCGCAAGUUACAAGAACAGUAAAUGAAGCAAUAAAGAAUCUUCCAAAGUUUGAUGCUGAUUCGGUCGCCAACUCAAAAUACUACAAGGGUGGAUUUGAUGCCAAAAUGAAUAGGAGGGAAGCUGCUUUAAUAUUAGGAAUCAGCCCAUCAGCAAACAAAACAAAAGUAAAAGAUGCCUUCAAAAAAGUAAUGGCUGUGAAUCACCCCGACAGAGGAGGCUCACCAUACCUAGCAUCAAAGAUAAAUGAAGCCAAGGAUUUCAUGGAGAAACACUCCAACUGAACACACAAGCAAAUUUAUUGGUAAUAAAUAUCGUAGUAAUGUGAUACCUAAAUAAUUAUUAAAAACAUUGUAUAAAAGAGAGACUAGAUUACACUUGCAACUUUAAAA